Molecule: messenger RNA, 4570 nt
Organism: Rhineura floridana
Lineage: Eukaryota; Metazoa; Chordata; Lepidosauria; Squamata; Rhineuridae
Gene: ETNK2
Product: ethanolamine kinase 2
Exons: 8
Coding region: 121-1251 (376 amino acids)
Biological process (GO): phosphatidylethanolamine biosynthetic process
Cellular component (GO): cytoplasm
Molecular function (GO): ethanolamine kinase activity
Source: RefSeq, a predicted model, not a curated record
AGCCUCCAGUUGCUGAGGGGGUGGAGUUGCUGGCGAAGGCUGCUCUUCCCUUCCUUCCGUUUCCCUAACUCUGUCCCGCACCUGAAGCGAGCAGCAUUGUGGCCAGACCGCCUAUGGGGCAUGGAGGAAGAAGAGGAGGAGAAUCAGCGCGUCUCCGCCAGCUACCCUGCCAUCCAGCGUGUCAGCAUUGCAGUGGAUGAGACCAACGUUCUGCCGGGGGCUCUGCAGCUGAUCCGAAAGCUGAGACCACAAUGGGAGACCGAGCGAGUUAAAACCAAGCUCUUCACUGAAGGCAUCACCAACAAGCUCAUGGCUUGCUUCACAGAUGAGAACAUGAAGGAUGCAGUCCUGGUGCGGGUCUAUGGGAGGAAGACAGAGCUGAUUGUGGACCGUGCUAAUGAGCUGCGGAAUUUCCAAGUGCUUCAAGCCCACUGCUGUGCCCCCAGUCUCUACUGCACCUUCGAAAAUGGGUAUUGCUAUGAGUUCAUGCCAGGGAAGGCGCUGGGACCAGAACAUAUACGGCAGCCAAAUAUAUUCAGGCUAGUAGCCCAGGAAAUGGCAAACAUGCACAGGAUUCACACCAAUGGGAGUCUCCCAAAGCCUUGUCUAUGGCACAGAUUGUACAGAUACUUUAACUUCGUGAAAACAGAGUUUUCCAGAAAAGCAUCAAAUUCCAGCCUCCAUCAAGAAGUGCACAUUCCCAGCCUAGAGGUGUUAGAAGAAGAGAUCCGAUGGAUGAAAGAACAUCUCUCCCAGCUUCGGUCUCCGACAGUCUUUUGCCAUAAUGACCUUUUAAGCAAGAACAUCAUCUACAACAAGGCAGAAGGUCACGUCCGGUUCAUAGAUUAUGAAUACACUGGUUACAACUAUCAAGCAUACGACAUUGGGAAUCAUUUUAAUGAAUUUGCAGGACUGAAUGAUGUGGAUUAUAGCCUGUACCCCUCCAAAGAGAUCCAGUUGCAGUGGUUGAGGCACUAUCUGCAGGCGUACAAAAAACUAGGCCAGGAAGACGAGGGAGGAGGAAGCAAAAGCAAAGGAGGGAGUGGAGCUGUGUCUGAAGAAGAACUGGAGAGCCUCUAUGUCCAAGUGAACCAGUUUGCUUUAGCCUCCCAUUUCCUGUGGGCUUGCUGGGGCCUGAUUCAAGCCCAAUUCUCUACCAUAGACUUUAAUUUUGCCAGGUAUGCAGACAUAAGAUUUAAACAGUACUUUAAAGCAAAACCUAUGGUGACAUCCCUCAAAAUGUCAAAGUGAGGUUAAAGCCCAAAGAGUCUUCUGGUUCUCAAGAUUCCUUACUUAUUUUCUCUGGUGUAGAGCACCUGCCACCCUGUUGCCCUCCUCCUGCAGUUGAUUCAAUGCUGAGCGGCCAGACAUCAUGCAACAGGGAUGGAAAAGAAAAGCACAUCUUCUAUGAAGCCAAAAAUUAAACCAAGCCCCUGGAACAUGGCUGUGCCAUACAUGGAUUAUCUGCCACGUGUUGUUUUCAGAAGGUGAUGUUAGGACAUGACUGCUGGCAAGAGAUUUCAUUUGCAGAGUCUGGAGUAUAAAGAAUGCUUUGUGUGUGUCCAGGCUUAAACAGUGGGGUAGCAAGGUGAGGAGUGGUAGGCUUAGAGACUUGUAUAGCCUUGAAGGUCUAAGCUGGAUGGAAUCCCCUUUGUUUCUUGUGGAUGGGGGUGGUGGCGGCUAGGUAUGUUUUUAACAGCACAGUCCUUGGCAUGUCUACUCCAAAGUUAAGCCCCACUGAGUUCAGUGGGACUUACUCCCAGGUAAGUGUAUAUAGGAUUGCGGUCUCAGCAAACCAUGGGAUUCUGCUCUUUUGCUCCUGAGCUAGUUUAAACAGAGGGAUGCUAGCAUCUCUUUACUGUACUGAUAGGAAUUGCUUGAAUCUCUCUCAGACCUGUUUCCCUCACCCUCACCUCAGUUUCUUUCCAGAGAUUCAGAUGGAGAGUUUGGAAGAAAUCUUGCCCUGCCCAGCAGCGAUUCCUUUCAAGAUAUUUAGGCAACAGGAAAGACCUAGAUCUUACCAAGAUAUUUGGAUUUUGGCAAAGUUGUGAUCUAUUGGAGCAGCUGCCUGAUUCAUUAACUGGCAAAGGGGUUGUCUACACCGCAAGUUUUACUGUAGGUUACUGGUGACUCAGCAGCAAUCAUAUGGUGUGUGUGUGUGUAUACAUUUUAAGCUGCACUACUUUGAAAAAGGCAGAUACACAUCAGUGCAUUGGAGAAACAUACACACACAGUAUUGUUAGUAAAAAAAAUAGAUCAAUGUUACCUAAUAACCACCAUGACAGCUGUGGGUGGGUGGGACAAGCUCGCCUUCCCUUGCCUCCCCCGCCUGCUGCAUUUGUCAGUUCUGUAUGGCACAAAGAUGUGCACAUUACCACUGAGUUUAUGCCAUUCAGUUUUUAGAGAAUGUGAAACUAAACAUUCCUCCUCCAUGGGAUUGGAACGCAAAAACUGCAGGCAAACAGAAUUCAUGCCUGUGUAGCAGCAGACGAAAGCCAUUAACAGUCAAAUCUGACAAUGGACUUUUUGACCCCAAAAGCUUCCUGCUGAAUACACAACUAUUGAGGCUGCAAUCCUAACCCCACUUGCCUAGGAGUAUGCCCCACUGAAUUCAAUAGGACUUACUUCUGAGAAAGACAUGCUGAGGAUUGCACUGUUAGGAGCACACAGAAUGACUCAGUGCCACUGCCAGCCCAGCACUAUGGCAAACUGGUGUAGACAAGCUCAGAGAGGCUCAGAGGCUCUUCACGGUGUCCUGUGCAAACCCUUCAACAUUCAGCCUUACCUUGUAAGUAUACCUUAAUGUCCCUGGAUGGUGAAAAACUGGAACCAACUUGAAACAUUCCUUAUGAACUGUGAUCAGCUCACAUGGUGCUUAGCCUGAGAAGCAGGCUAUUUGGGUUUGAUGAGAGGACCAAACUUACAUGCACACCUUCUACAAGUUCUCCAAUCAGCAUGAGAACAUGGUUUCAGUUCUGCUUUGCCCCAUGGGUGGAGGAAAAUGGAUGGGAGAGGCACAGUGGGGAUCAGGAUGCAGUCAAAAUCUACUAAAUACCAUCUUAUUACCUGUGUGUGUGUUUCCCCCGCCCCUUGGUUGGCUUUUAUUUUGCUUAGUGAACCAUUAAUAGGAUCAAGAAUAUAUGAUCCCUCACUUCCUCAUGAUGUCUCCACUGCUUAGAGACUUUAAUAUCCCCAGUGAACAGAUGUUCACUGAAUAUGUAUUUUGAAGCAAAGAUAGAACCAGUCAGCCUCUUGCAGUCUUCUAAUUGCUGUGCUUUUAUAAUUAACUUCCUAACCUACAGGCAACUGCUCCUAGGAUUAGACUUCCUGUGGUUUUUCUGCACUGUUAUAGCUAGCGUGGAUCAGGUCUCAAGAGAGAUCAUUAAAUGCCCCCUAGUCCAGGUAAGGGGAAUCUUUUUGGUCUAGAGGGCCAGAUCUUUUGUUUCUCCCCCUCCCGUAGGCCAGCUUUGACAGGUGCUCAGGGCCACCCACCUAUAAUCUGACAACAAUAACUUCAGGUGACUGAUAGGUGGACGGUCCUGGCAGAGUUGAGCUGUGGGGGAGGGAGGGGGUCUGAAGCAGCAUGCAGCAGGAUUGAACUCUUCCCUCACCAGCUGAUGAGUAGAAACUUUAAUCCUGUUGUCUGCAGGGAUCUGAGCAGGAUUUAAUCCAUUCAUCUGUUGAUGAGCAGGGCAUUUAAUCCUGUUUCUUUGGCUGUGCAUGCCAGUUCUCUGUGGGGAAGACUGACCCACUGGCCAGUUUCCCCACCCGUGCCUUAGGGAGCAAUCCCCAUUAGUCACAAAAGCAGGAUGGGAAGCAGGGACAGUGACUGAAGUCAAAGUUUUGUUCUAGGACUGGCCAUUGGCAACGUGAAUAACUGCUCCAUUCUACGCAGGAACCCACAUUUCAAACUCAAUCUUUAAUAUACAGGCAGGGAUGGGGAACCUAUGGUCCUCCAGAUGUUGUUAUACUACGAUUCCCAUUAUUCCUGGCUUUACUGGCUGAGGCUGAUGUGAGUUGGGAGUUCAGCAACAUAUAGGAAACUACAGGCACCCUUGAUGUAAAGCUUGCCAUCCAUGCACAUUUUCACUGAAUCCUCUGAGAACAGCUUGCCCAUCCAUGCAGUUUCCCAUUUGGAAGGCUGGGAUUUUUUUUGGUUGUUCUUGGUUUUGAUUGUUUACCUGCUUUUGCAAACAGAAGAUAGGACACUUCACCGCCCUGAGAGCUAUUUCGCUAAGGGCGGUAUAUAAAUUGAAAUAAUAAAUAAAAUAAAUAAUAAAGCAGAGGAGCAUUGGGCUCAUCCCACAGGGGCAAAAAACCACAACAAAACAUAGUGCUGAUUCCUGUUUUUAUGUGCAUCUGUACAAACCCUCAUAUGCCCAGAAGCCAAGCCGUUCAUGUUCCAGAAUGGAUUUUGGCUAAUCUCGUGCCAUUUUGACUUUUGUGCCACAUGACAGCUGUGAAAAGCAUGGAAAAAUUAAUGUUGCCACCUAAGUAGGCCUCUGAACACAAAACAAGUGUACAAUGAAUUGUUGAUGCUUAUGUGUAACUUUGUACUAUGUACUUGAAA